CCCCAAGUCACCAACAAGCCAAACAGGCUCUCUCCUCUCCUCAACUUCCGCUGUUCACCAUAGCGGGAUGAUGGAUGACAUCGAUGCCCUGGGCGGCCUUCGUGGCCUGUACCAGGACUUGUCUGCCAUCCCCGAGUCGUCGAUAAUUAACGUGGAACGCCUGUGCGUCGAGUUAGAGGCUCACCUGGAGGAUUUUCGCAAACUUUUGAAUAAGCCCGCAAAGAAUGAUACGAGUCGCAAAUCAGUACUUUCAGGGAAGUUGACCAUCGGGGAUGCCGAAUAUGCGAUCAAUUCCGACUUUCAACAGGGCGCUCUUCAGCUUGCUGAUGCCCUUAAUAUCGAUGAGGUUGAAGCAGCGACACUUUUCAUGUCUGCGCAGGAGGAGGCGCAGCAGCUAGACCGGACACCGCUCAUCACUGCUAUAAUGCAAUUUCAUGAGCGUAGACACUUCUUACUCGAAUGCCUGCGUCUCAUUUUCCAAGAAUCCUCGAACCCUGAGAGGGAGGACAUUCAAGAACUGAUGCAGAGUACAAUUGCUCAUGUACUUCAAACGAAGCAGGGAAGCCUUAGGAAUGCAUUUGAUUUUACGAAAAAAUGCCUGAGCGCCAUGGAGGAGGUCGAAAAAUGGCUCACGCUAAUCGCCGAACAAAUCCAGAAGGUGUCAAUUGUUGGGCAGGCUGAUGAUGUGGAUAUUAUGGAAGCCAUUGAAUACCAGCGAUCAAGUCUAAGUCAGCAACACGAGUCUCUGGGAGCCGUUGUUUGCUAUCUUUUCAAAGGAAGCUACGCUUCCUCCGAAGAUGUUCGACUUCUUCUGAAUCGGGUACGAAAGCUAGAGCGAUUCGAUAUGAUCCUCAUACACUACAUACCUGCCCUUAUUGCUUCGAUUGUUAAAUAUGGUUCUCCCAGCGGGUGUGGUACUCGGAGGGAGGCUCGAAGUCUUCAUACGACAAUAAUUGCAUCCGAGGAAAUUAAUUCAUGGGCAUUGGCGCCAUUCCAUGCGGCUGUUAUUGCUUGGUGGCUUUCAGAAUACAGCGGCUGGUACUAUGAUGCGGGGCCAGCUUCUCCAUUGCAAGGAGUGGAUCUCGAGAAAGAAGCCGAAGAACGCACUACUCUAUUCAAAGUUGCACUGGAUGAUGGAGCUCUUGAAUUCAUGCUCGCAAUUUGUGCUGGCGUCAACAAUGACGAAUGGAGCCAUCCUGCAAGAAACGAACUGGUAAACCUGCUUCUGAAAGAAAGUCCAGCCUCUGUACUAGAACCCGAUUCAAUUGCAGACUACCUCAAAGCCCUCUUGAUGGAACAUUUCGAUACUUUUACAGAAUCUUGUAUUGCCAACAUGCCAAAUGCGGUCAGAAUGCUCAAGUCGGACGAAGAUGCUCAGCGAUUAAACCAAAUCACGGCACUUAGAGACGGUCUCAAUUCAAGCCUCCAUCGCGGUCUGUUGGAGGCGCGCACCCACCUAGAAAGCUUUCUUGUCUUGAUGGCCUUUGCUUUUGAAGGACGACACGACCCUUCACAAGAGUUCUGGGCCGACCCCGAUGGUAACCUAUAUGGUUUUCUACAAUGGGCAUCGAAACGUCAAACAGUCCCGCGUGUUAGUGCCUUUUGUGAAAUGCUAUGCUCGAUCUCAGAAGGUGAGGACAAUGCAAGAUCAGCCCAUAGGUUUCUUUUGGAAGAAGACAAACAAUUGUCUGUAAAAUUCAGGCGCUCCCCGUCGAUGAACUGGAGCCAGAUGUUCGCAGAACUUCAGCUCUAUGCUACAAAGGUGACCGAAAAGCCGUCAACCUCACGCACAAUAUUACAUACUCGAAAGUCAGAGACUGUGGACAUGAACGAACCAGAAAGUCCAGUGAUGCUGUCAUGUUACCUUCGACUAAUGGGUCAUUUGUCCAAGGAAAGCAGCACCAUUAGGGAAUGGAUGCUACAGCACCCUACCUUCAAUGUUGUCAACACUCUUUUGACCCUCUGUAGCGGCUCCAUUCCCACACAUCUCAGAGCUAGCGCAUUUAGUUCUCUCAAAUCUCUAAUGACUGACCGGACUUCAAGCCAUGGAAACGACAUGUGGAUGGCCAUAGAUCAAUGGAUUUCUGGAGCUGCUGUGAGUGCCUCUAGCCUUGCAAAGGCGCCAGUAUUGUCAAAUCAACCCGCUUGGCACGAACGACAUGCGUUCCAAAAGAUUGGGGAGAGUUUUGAUCAAACAAACUCUUUCACCGAAUUGAUUCACACAUUAGUCACGCCGACUUCAGACCCGCUUGAUCAUCAGCUCGCUCUUCCCUUCCCAGAGGCUCUGGGGCACGCAUUCGCAAGAAAGGUUCCCGACGUAACAGAAGCACAAGGACGAUUGCUAGCCCUGAAUUGUCUUAAUUUCGUGGCAACAUGUUUGGCUACUUUUAACGAGAAUCUAGUGGUCAUAGCCCAUCAACCUGCUGCCAAUUCCGAUGCUAACAUUAACUCUUCUGAUCUCAAUACUUAUAUCCGGCUUCAUCCAUUUGCACGCGUCUUUGAGUGGCUAUUUAACGAAGAUGCGCUUAAAACCUUGUUCGUAGCAGCCAAACAAGAUGUGUCGGAAGUUGCAAAAGCAUCAUCAGAGUCUGUGCUCAUACAGUCGUUGGUCAGAAGCGUGGAAGUGAUAAAUCUGGUGCUGGAUCUUCAAUCGACCUAUUUGAACAUCGUUCGCCCAUUACUAAGGAAUCAACCUUCUACGGCCAAGACCAACGUUGCUAAUUCAGCUCUUGCCUCGUUUGAAGAUAGCAUUUUGAACAAUCUCAGUUUAGUUCUGGACCUAUGCCUAUAUUGUGGAACCGGACACCAGCAGCUGACGGUUGUAUCUUUGGCGUUACUCGAGAAGCUUUCUAGCUCCAGAAAGCUGAACAAGUCAUCUCCAACGACCUUACUGACUUGGCAAUCGCCAAACAGGAUUGUUGAAGUCCUGAGCACCGAAGUUGAUACAGACAGCGUAUCACGUCCGCUAGUUAACCAGAUGCAACCCGAUCCAAGAGAACUGGACUAUGGUCCAUUGUCUUCAGGAUAUCUCAUCCGAGAGGGACUUUUAGGCUUGCUGAAUAGCUGUUUGGAAAUGAUAACAGACAGACCAAAUAUUGCACACCUGCUCCUUGGUUUCUCAAGUGUGGGGAAUUCACUUGAUGUAAACCCUGACAGUCUGCUCGCGAACGGAAUGUCUUUACUCCAUGCUAUCAUCACUUUCAUGCAAACAUACCCUACCGAACUUGACGGGAGCAUCAUGUCUUGGACUGUUCAUUCGAAGCGCGUGGCUUUCGAGGUCUUGAGACAUCUUUGGUCGUCAAAGCUUUCGUCCACUUUUGUCCUUGCGGAACUUCGAAUGAGUCGCUUUUUAAUGACAUCAUUUAUUAGCCAACCUAUUGUGAAUGUCAACACAUUUUGGGGCGAGUUCCCAUCGACAGUGGGAGAAUUUUGGCUUUCAGACUCGGCAACCGCGCUGUCUGAAUUCUUAGCCUACCGAAGUCAUUUGUUUGACUACGCUGUGACCGAAAUUCGAGCCGCCUCUAAACUUGGCUCACAAACCCUGCAACUUGAUAUUCUGUCGACCUUGUUGGGAAUCUCCUUAGUCGAAGGUGGAGAAACAAUCACGCAUGCCACGGUUUUUGACCUUUUUGAUUUUGCGGACCUGGAAAUGUCUCACGGUGUACGAACACCUACGCUAAACAUGCUUCGGGGACUCGAUUUCGACCUUUGUGCGAAAUCUCAAGCCGACAGUUCAGUCAUCCUAUUCGAUCUUGAUGCAGUCCAGGAGCUGAUUCAAGUGAGACGGAGAGAUCACGUCGGAUUAAGCCUGGUACGAACCCAGGAAGAAGAACAGUUCCACCUGGAGGCAGAAACCGUGCUGAGACAAAUCCUUCGGUCGUGGGCUGAACUAGUCACAACAGUAAUCGUCUCAUGCGAUAUGGAAGCUGGACGGCUGCUACCCAAACUUGAAUCCGCCAUGAUCGAGAACACCACUGAAGGUAUCGAGUUAGCUCAACUAGCGGAAGCAUUGAUCAGUAAGCUUGAAAACUUGCCGUCGGCAAGUCGUCCAAGCCGCGGUGGCGAUGUGAUCGACGAGAAACUUUACCAACUCUUCCAAUUGAGCUUACGAGGUAUUUCAUUAGCUUCGUUUUACAAUAUAUGUGCUCACUAUCUUUCACGCAUCACGCUGCUUGGACAUCAGAGCCAGCAGGCUAUCAAGACUUCCGGUGUCUCUUUUAUUGAAGUCAUCUGUGAUGAUGCAUAUGCCGGCCAAGAAAGCUGCAGAUUGGACGCUCAAGAGCAGUCAUUCAUGCUAGCUGAGGCUAUAUCUCAAUCCAACUACCUCAAUAUGUUCUUAGAUUCUGUCAAGGCCGUACCUUCAGAAUUCCGAGAUGCCCAAUCCCAAGAUGUCCCUUUAUUGCUUUCUUAUUACCGUGCUCUCUUAUCACUACUUCAAAAGCUAUGUCAAACCAAAGUCGGUGCGACGUAUUUAUUGAACGCGGGGCUCUUCGCGACAGUACGCGAGUCGCGGUUAUUCGCCGCUGACCCCGACAUCGGCAUAGACAUGGACAAUGAAGACGCGUUACGCAACUACUACGAAUUACUAGUUGCUCUGCUACGUGUGAUUGUCUUGGCAGUAUUUUCCCGUGGUCUUCAUAACGAACAAAUGAUGGAACAAACACGAUCAUUUCUCGCAGAGAACCGAGCCAGCAUGGUGGGUGUAUUCAAACGCCACGCCAAAAUUGGUGGCGAGUCGGCAUCCAACCACCGCCAAGUGGUGCAAGACCUAGUCAAAGCAUACGUUGUACUAGUCAGCGCCACCGGAUUUGUCGACUUUGAGGACAGCGAACUCCGACAGAGCACGGGGCCGAAGGUAUUUUCAUAGAAUCUCUACAGGACCUGUAUUCUUUGUCUCUUUCUGGCAGGUGUUGAGGGGCAUGGACGGCUAUAUAAAAGUCAUAGGAUGGAGUUUGUCUCUUCUUCAUAAUUAUUCUAUGUAACCACUUAGGCUUCAAAUGUUGUUCGCAUUGAUGCGAUUGUCAAUGAAAGCUAAGGCUAUCAAAUGAUCUAAUUGAUCAAUAUACAGUCCCCUUCCCUUAAGAUGCUGGGUCAUAAAGACCUGUACCACCAUACUAUAUAGGAAGCAUAAUAUGUCUAACUAACAUU
Talaromyces proteolyticus is the source of this 5148-nucleotide messenger RNA. Its product is annotated as nuclear pore complex subunit Nup192. The transcript has 12 exons. The record is from RefSeq and is a predicted model, not a curated record. The coding region runs from base 68 to 4867 and encodes 1599 amino acids. Gene Ontology annotation, biological process: nuclear pore organization. NCBI's taxonomy places the organism in Eukaryota, Fungi, Ascomycota, Eurotiomycetes, Eurotiales, Trichocomaceae. Gene Ontology annotation, cellular component: nuclear pore; nuclear pore inner ring. Gene Ontology annotation, molecular function: structural constituent of nuclear pore.